AUGGCCGAGCCAAACAAUACCCUCAAAGUCAAAGACGACAUAAGACUGGCCUACGACGAUAUGGCGCCGACAUAUUUAACCUGGACGGAAUCCACCCACGGUGUACGGCUUUCAUAUGUCGAAGCCAUGUUAAAACAUCACAGCCAUCCUAAUGAAGAGGCAACCGGAAUGAAUAUCCUCGAACUAGGCUGCGGCGCCGGCGUACCAGUUACCGAGCUCCUAGCCUCCCGAGAAAACACCAGUGUAACCGCGAACGACAUCUCCGCGGCACAGAUUGCAUUGGCAAAGCAGCGGCUCCCGGAGUCAGUGAGGCUUAUCCAAGGCGACAUGAUGGACUUGACUUUCGAUAAAGAGCACUUCGACGCCGUGUUGGCUAUGUAUUCCAUUAUCCAUCUUCCACGCGAUGAGCAGACUACUAUGCUGCAUCGCAUUUACGGAUGGCUGAAACCUGGAGGGUAUUUCCUGGCCAACUUUGCUGCGCAGGAUUUUGAAGGCUCCUCUGUUCAGUCGUGGUUGGGUAGUACGAAGGGCGGGAUGUAUUGGAGUGGAUGGGGCGAAGACAAAACGAGAGCAAUUCUUCGUGAUAUUGGGUUUGAGAUGGUGAUUGAUGAGGUGAAAACUGACAUUGAAGAAGAGAAUGGGGUUUCUCGCGAAGUCCCAUUUCAUUGGGUCUUGGCUAAGAAGGCAGUCUGA
Messenger RNA from Penicillium riverlandense, 693 nucleotides. RefSeq names its product class I SAM-dependent methyltransferase. The record is from RefSeq and is a predicted model, not a curated record. NCBI's taxonomy places the organism in Eukaryota, Fungi, Ascomycota, Eurotiomycetes, Eurotiales, Aspergillaceae. The transcript has a single exon. The coding region runs from base 1 to 693 and encodes 230 amino acids.